This is a messenger RNA of Aegilops tauschii subsp. strangulata, 1175 nucleotides long. RefSeq names its product GTPase activating protein 1. Lineage: Eukaryota; Viridiplantae; Streptophyta; Magnoliopsida; Poales; Poaceae. The record is from RefSeq and is a predicted model, not a curated record.
UACUAGUAUUUAGCAGGAGCGGGGGGUGGGGCGGGGGGUGGAGAGAAAGCAACGGCUGCCGUCCCCUGCCUGCCACUCAACUGCAACUCAACCAGUCAGUCGCCAUUACUCUUGUUUCUCAUCACCCACCGCGAGCGCGAAGCAGGAGGAGCGGAGGAGCAGCACCAUGCUGGGGCAUCUGGUCGGGCUGGUGAAGGUGCGGGUGACGCGCGGGGUGAACCUCGCCAUCCGCGACCUCCGCUCCAGCGACCCCUACGUCGUCGUCCGCAUGGGCAAGCAGAAGCUGAAGACGCGAGUGGUGAGAAAGAGCAUCAAUCCGGAGUGGAACGACGAGCUGACCCUCUCCAUCGAAGAUCCCACCAUUCCUGUCAAACUGGACGUGUUCGACAAGGACACAUUCUUCGACGACCCGAUGGGCAACGCGGAGCUGGACAUCGGGCCGCUGGUGGAGGCCGCGACGAUGAGGAUCCAGCUGCAGGGCGUCGCCGACAACUCGGUUGUCAAGAAGCUGGUGCCCAACCGGCAGAACUGCCUCGCGGAGGAGAGCGCCAUAUACCUGUCCGAGGGCACGGUGAAGCAGGACGUGGUGCUCAGGCUCAGGAACGUGGAGUGCGGGGAGGUCGAGCUGCAGCUCCAGUGGAUCGACAUCCCCGGCUCCAAGGGCGCAUCAGGCUUUUAAAUUCCAUAAUUAGCUCUGCACUCUCUGCUGCCUGCAGAGUUCUUUCUCAAGUGAAAAGCUGGGGUAAAUUAUGUUUAGAAUCGAAGCUUAAGCUAGGAUUUAGAUGUUGCGAUAGUAUGGCCGCCGUCAGUGUGGUCGAACUUCCUAAGACGGACCGAAGAAAGAAAGAGCUGAUGGCAGGGGCGUAAAGCGUGUAAGGAUUCCAUCCUCCUUGCUUGAUGUGCUCUGCAUCUGCAAUCCGGAGAGCAAAGGCUACAAUGUGCUGAUCAGUCUUGGCAUUUCCGAACCUUGGUUGCCGAUGCUAGUCAGUCGGUGAUGGGUGAUUAAUCGCAGUUGCAGGAUCGAAGAGUAGGUCUGGUUUCUAAAGGAGAAUUUCCUUUUGUUUCAGGGAAAUUUCUGCGGUGAUCUUGAUUUGCAGCGCGUAACGAUAUGCAACUUGUGUGUUUAGACGCGUAAUGCUCACAGACUUGAACACCGUCUUGACUUGCUCGUCAAA